AUGGCAAGGAAGAGAAAGGUUGCUGAAGAAGUGGAAGAGAGAAACCUAUGUGAGGGAACCAUGGCUUGGGAUGAAAUGAUGAAGCAAGCUGCUGCACUUGGAGGAGCCCAAAGAGCUAGGAAAAGAUUUGUUGGAGUAAGGCAAAGGCCAUCAGGUAGAUGGGUAGCUGAGAUAAAAGACACCAUCCAAAAGAUCAGGGUGUGGUUAGGAACUUUUGACACAGCUGAAGAAGCUGCAAGAGCCUAUGAUGAAGCUGCUUGUUUGCUUAGAGGUGCCAACACUAGGACAAACUUUUGGCCUUGUUCUCAAUCUUCCUCAAGUCCUGCUCUUUCUUCAAAGAUCACAAAUCUACUACUUCAAAGGCUUAAAGAAAGGAACUCUUGUUCCUCUAGCUCCUCCUCUACCCUUGUUAGCAAUCACCAACAAAUGCAACAAGUAGAUGCAUGUGGAGCAGGAUCAACAAAAUUCUCAAUUGACCAAUUCGCUGAUUUCCUCAAUGACCCUGAAGAUUAUAACACAAGCAACAAUGACUUCAUCAAUAACACUGCACAAAUUGAUUACAUUACUAGUAGCUUUGAAUCAUGUUUAACUGAAAAAGAUGACAACAAGGAAACUGAAAUGGGUAUGGAAUGUAAAUCCACUAAUGUGACACCACAGACUCCAAGUAAUGAUAGCAAUUCAGGAGUGGAAAGAGAGGAAGAUAGUGAAGAAGAAGGAACUGAUUUUGGUGUCCAUGAUUUUAGAUUUCUUGAUACUAUUGCUCCACCAAGUUACUAUUCUCCUUUUGAGAUGGCUGAAGAGAUGGAGGAGCCUGUGGAGCCAGAAAACUUUGGUGACGACCCUUCAAUGCUUAGAGCUGUCAUGAAGCGAAUGACAUAUGAAAGAAAGUUCUCAGCUUCUCUGUAUGCCUUCAAUGGAAUUCCUGAGUGCUUGAAGUUGAAACUUGAAUCAGGAAACAUGAAGGGCAGAGGGAUUGCCGAUCAAUUAACCAACCUACAAAUGGCUUGUAGCAAAAACAAACUUGAGAAGAACAAGGAAGAGAAAGAAUACAUGGAAACAACGGAAAGGAAAGAGGAAGAACACCACCAACAAACAUCACCUGAUAUGGAUUCUUCUUCAUCUAGUGUUGAUGGGGAACUCUUACUUUGGAAUUCCCUAGAUCUUCCUCCUAUUUGCUUUGUUAACUUAUUAGAAAAUGGUUCAUUCCAUUAG
This is a messenger RNA of Abrus precatorius (Indian licorice), 1212 nucleotides long. RefSeq names its product ethylene-responsive transcription factor ERN1-like. Lineage: Eukaryota; Viridiplantae; Streptophyta; Magnoliopsida; Fabales; Fabaceae. The transcript has a single exon. The record is from RefSeq and is a predicted model, not a curated record. Gene Ontology annotation, molecular function: DNA binding; DNA-binding transcription factor activity. Gene Ontology annotation, biological process: regulation of DNA-templated transcription. Bases 1 to 1212 code for a protein of 403 amino acids.